AUGAGCAACGCCGCAAAAUUCGAUGAUUUUUUCAAGUUGUCGCGGUUUUUCUACACCACCAUUGGCAUAGAACCCUACAAUGAACCGGGUGUGGAAGUGAAAAAAUCCAAAUCAUUUGCUGCAAAUCUGAUAUUCUAUUCGGGAGUGAUUAAUUUAAAUUAUCUGCUCUCCAUGGAAAUGGUCUACGUGGCCGUGGCAUUUGUGCGUGGUGAAAAUAUCCUUGAGGCCAUAAUGUGUUUGUCCUACAUCGGCUUUGUGAUUGUCGGCGAGUCGAAAAUGUUUUUCGUUUUUCUUAAGAAACCAAUUCUAAGUGAAUUUGUAAAACGUCUCGUCUCAAUUUUUCCACAAGAAGUUAAAUUACAAAAAAGUUGCAAUCUUGCGAGCUAUUUAAGGCAAUACAGUAGGGUGACCAUCUUCUUUGCCCUACUCUAUAUGAUAUUGAUUUGGACCUAUAACCUCUAUGCCAUAACCCAAUAUGUGCUGUAUGAAAAAUUGCUGAAAAGUCGCGUUGUGGGACAACAGUUACCCUAUUACACGUACAAUUGGUGGGAUUGGCAGGGUCAUUGGUCCUACUACCUAUUGUAUUUCAUGCAUGCCUUUGCUGGCUAUACCUCGGCGGCAGGACAAAUUGCCAGUGAUAUACUCUUGUGUGGAUUUGUCACUCAGAUAAUAAUGCAUUUUCAUAAUAUCUCGCAUGUUUUGACGAAUUACAAGGUAAAGAUUGACCAAGCCAAAAAUAGGCAGGUGGGUCUCUCAAAAGAUAUGGCAUUUCUGAAGGACAUUAUUGUCUAUCAUAAAUGUUUGUUGGAUUUAAGUGAACAACUGGCCAGCGUCUUUAGUUUACCGCUGCUGCUGAACUUCUCAGCUUCUUCGUUUGUUAUUUGCUUUGUCGGCUUUCAAAUGACCAUUGGCGUGGAACCGGAUACCCUCGUUAAAUUGUUUCUUUUCCUUUUCUCAUCGACAGCUCAAGUCUAUUUGAUUUGUCACUACAGUCAAAUGUUAAUGGAUGCGGUAAGUUAA
This is a messenger RNA of Musca domestica (house fly), 1020 nucleotides long. RefSeq names its product odorant receptor 85c-like. Gene Ontology annotation, cellular component: plasma membrane. The coding region runs from base 1 to 1020 and encodes 339 amino acids. The transcript has 2 exons. Lineage: Eukaryota; Metazoa; Arthropoda; Insecta; Diptera; Muscidae. Gene Ontology annotation, biological process: detection of chemical stimulus involved in sensory perception of smell; sensory perception of smell. Gene Ontology annotation, molecular function: odorant binding; olfactory receptor activity. The record is from RefSeq and is a predicted model, not a curated record.